Molecule: messenger RNA, 6981 nt
Organism: Carassius auratus (goldfish)
Lineage: Eukaryota; Metazoa; Chordata; Actinopteri; Cypriniformes; Cyprinidae
Product: echinoderm microtubule-associated protein-like 6
Exons: 44
Coding region: 345-6269 (1974 amino acids)
Molecular function (GO): microtubule binding
Source: RefSeq, a predicted model, not a curated record
GAUUAAUCCACAGAACCAGCUCGCUCGGCUCGUUCCUCUCACGUGAGAGGGUUUUUGCGCCUCAGAGCCGGUUUCUGAUGAUUCGGUGAGGAAUAGAAGAGUUUGCUUGAGGAUUGCUGUAGUUGAAGAGCAAGAAAGCUUUUUGGGGGAAGGUCUGAUCGUUAGCACGAUGCCGGGCGUUGGAGAAACAACUGAAAUCGGUUGAAAUCGGGAGAUUUUCUGAAAUCCCGGAGGCGAACACGCCGGCUUCCGCCCUUUAGAGAAGAUUAAGAGCACGAUGGCUUUGAGGUGACCCAGCUUGUGUUCCAGUUAUGGUGCAUGGAUGAACUUCAAGAGGGCGUUGAAUGGUGGCAGUGGUCAAAGAUCUGAACUGGUGUCUGAAAGGCUUUACAGAUCCUGAGAGCAUGGCGGAUAAGACGGCUCCCGGCUGUCAGCUGAGACUGGAGUGGAUUCAUGGAUACAGAGGACAUCAGUGCAGGAAUAACCUGUACUACACCGCCGGGAAGGAGAUCGUGUACUUCGUGGCUGGAGUCGGAGUGGUUUACAACACCAGAGAACACACACAGAAGUUUUACUUGGGACACAACGACGACAUCAUUAGUCUAGCACUGCAUCCUGAUAAGAUCCAGGUGGCCACAGGUCAGGUUGGGAAGGACCCGUAUAUCUGUGUGUGGGACUCGUAUGCACUGACCACCGUGUCCAUCCUGAGAGACGUUCACACUCACGGUGUGGCCUGUCUAGCCUUCAACGUUGACGGCCAGCGUUUAUCGUCUGUGGGACUUGAUGCUAAAAACACGGUGUGUGUGUGGGACUGGAAAAAGGGGCGUGUCUUAGCCACCGCCACGGGACAUUCUGAUAGGAUCUUUGAUAUUUCCUGGGACCCGUUUCUGCCGCACAGGCUGGUGAGCUGCGGAGUCAAGCACAUUAAAUUUUGGGCAUUAUGUGGCAAUGCAUUGACGCCAAAACGAGGGAUUUUCGGAAAGACGGGGGACCUGCAAACCAUCCUGUGCUUGGCUACGGCGAAAGAUGAAGUGACAUAUUCGGGAGCUCUUAACGGAGAUAUUUACGUGUGGAAGGGACUCAACCUGACACGCACGAUACAGGCGGCACACGGAGCAGGGAUCUUCAGCAUGCAUUCAUAUGAGGAAGGCUUCGCCACCGGUGGACGGGAUGGAUGUGUAAGGCUUUGGGACGUGGAUUUCAAACCCAUUACUAAGAUUGACCUCAGGGAGGCAGAGCAAGGUUAUAAAGGUCUGUCCAUUCGCAGCGUGUGUUGGAGGGCUGACAGGAUCCUGGCAGGAACUCAAGAUAGUGAGAUCUUUGAGGUGAUGGUGAGAGACCGAGAUAAACCGCUGCUGAUAAUGCAGGGUCAUUCAGAGGGGGAGCUCUGGGCCCUCGACCUUCAUCCCAAACAACCGCUGGCCGUCACCGGCAGCGACGAUCGAUCCGUACGACUGUGGAGUUUGUCCGAACACACGCUGAUCGCUCGCUGUAACAUGGAAGAAGCCGUACGCAGUGUUUCCUUCAACAACGACGGUUCCCAGCUGGCUCUCGGCAUGAAGGACGGCUCCUUCACUGUCCUGCGUGUCAGGGACAUGACGGAGGUGGUUCACAUCAAGGAUAGGAAGGAGGUCAUUCACGAACUCAAGUUCUCACCCGAUGGAUCUUAUUUGGCAGUGGGCUCCAACGAUGGAUUUGUGGACAUCUACGCUGUGGCCCAACGCUAUAAAAAAGUGGGAGAGUGCAACAAGUCCACCUGCUUCAUAACACACCUGGACUGGUCCGUGGACAGCCGCUUCCUGCAGACCAAUGAUGGAGCUGGAGAACGAUACUUCUACAGGAUGCCAACCGGUAAAUUCCUGCCGAAGGAGGAAGCCAAAGGAAUCCACUGGAUGAGGUGGACCUGUGUUCUCGGACCGGAGGUCAACGGAAUCUGGCCUAAAUAUUCCAACGUGAACGACAUUAAUUCUGUGGACGCAAACUACAGCAAUGCAGUGAUGGUGACGGGUGACGACUUCGGCCUCGUCAAACUCUUCCGAUUCCCGUGCCUUAAAAAAGCUGCCAAAUUCAAGAAAUACAUCGGCCACUCUGCCCAUGUGACCAAUGUGCGCUGGUCACAUGACCUGCAGUGGGUUCUGAGCACAGGUGGAGCCGAUCACUCCGUCUUCCAGUGGAGGUUUCUGCCGGAGGGAGUCAUGAAUGGAAUUCUGGAGCCACUGCUGCAAGAUAGCUACGCUGACUCUAACAGUGGCGAAUCUGACUCGGACCUCUCCGACGUUCCCGAACUGGACUCAGACAUCGAACAGGAAGCUCAGAUCAACUACGAGCGUCAGGUGUAUAAGGAAGAUCUUCCUCAGCUCAAGAAGAAACUGGCUGGAUCUCUGAAGAGGCAGAAAGCACCAGACGAGGGUCUGCGCCUGCAGUUUGUCCACGGGUACAGAGGCUGCGACUGCAGGAAUAAUCUGUUCUACACUCAGGCCGGGGAGGUGGUGUAUCAUGUGGCCGCUGUGGCGGUGGUGUAUAACAGACAGCAGCACACACAGCGCUUCUACCUCGGACACGACGAUGAUAUCCUGAGCCUCACUGUGCAUCCGCUCAAAGAUUACGUGGCCACCGGACAGGUGGGUCGAGAUCCGUCCAUCCAUGUGUGGGACAUCCCAAAACUCAAGUGUUUAUCUCUGCUGAAGGGUCAACAUCAGCGCGGGGUUUGUGCUCUGGAGUUCACAGCGGAUGGCAAGAGUUUAGUGUCUGUGGGAAUCGAUGAAGACCAUUCCUUAGUCAUCUGGGACUGGAAAAAAGGCGAAAAACUGGCAAAAUCCAGAGGACAUAAAGAUAAGAUCUUUGUGGUGAAAGGAAACCCCUUCCGCAUGGACAAACUGCUCACGGUGGGAAUGAAACACAUCAAGUUCUGGCUGCACACAGGAGGAGGUUUAACAUUUAAAAGAGGCAUUUUUGGAAAUCUUGCCAAGCAUGAGACCAUGAUGUCCGCUUGCUACGGACGCUCAGAGGACCUGGUGUUUUCUGGGGCGUUGACGGGUGACGUGUACAUCUGGAAAGACACGACGCUCGUGAAGAGCAUCAAAGCUCACGACGGACCCGUGUUUGCCAUGUGCUCUCUGGACAAGGGUUUUGUGACGGGGGGUAAAGAUGGAGUUGUGGAGCUGUGGGACGACAUGUUCGAGAGAUGUCUGAAGACGUACGCUAUCAAGAGGGCGGCGCUCUCGCCUUCAUCGAAGGGACUGCUUUUAGAGGACAACCCGUCCAUCAGAGCGAUCACUCUGGGACACGGACACAUUUUGGUCGGCACCAAAAAUGGAGAGAUCCUAGAGAUCGACAAGAGCGGCCCCAUGUCUUUACUCGUGCAGGGUCACAUGGAAGGGGAAGUUUGGGGUCUCGCUGCUCAUCCAUUGCUGCAUAUUUGUGCAACUGUGAGUGACGACAAAACCCUGCGCAUCUGGGAGCUUUCAGCCAACCAUCGAAUGGUGGCUGUCCGGAAACUUAAGAAAAGUGGUCGAUGCUGUGCCUUCUCGCCAGACGGAAAAGCCUUAGCGGUGGGACUAAACGACGGCAGCUUCCUGGUGGUGAAUGCAGACACGCUGGAAGACAUGGUGACCUUUCACCACAGGAAGGAGAUCAUCUCUGACAUCAGGUUCUCUCAAGAUGCUGGAAAAUACCUCGCCGUGGCCUCCCACGACUCAUUUGUGGACAUUUAUAACGUUCUGAGCAGUAAGCGGGUGGGCAUCUGUAAAGGAGCGUCCAGCUGUAUCACUCAUGUGGACUGGGACGUCCGUGGAAAACUGCUUCAAGUCAACACCGGUGCCAAAGAGCAGCUAUUUUUUGAAGCUCCACGUGGAAGACGACAAACUAUCAGCAGUUCAGAGUUUGAGAAGAUUGAAUGGGCCACAUGGACGUCAGUGCUGGGUCCCACCUGUGAAGGCAUCUGGCCGGCGCUCAGUUUUGUCAACGCCUCUUCACUUACCAAAGACAGGAAGCUGCUGGCCACCGGAGACGACUUUGGCUUCGUCAAGCUCUUCAGCUUCCCCUGCAAGGGUCAGUUUGCCAAGUUUAAAAAGUAUGUGGCUCACAGUGCCAAUGUGACGAAUGUUCGAUGGUCCAAUGACGACGCGAUGCUGCUGUCGGUGGGCGGGGCUGACACGGCCCUCAUGAUCUGGGCGAGGGAGGGGAUUGGUUCACACGAAAGCAAAGCCGUGGACAGCGAAGAAUCAGACGAUGAUGCUGAGGAGGAUGGAGGGUAUGACAGUGACGUCGCUCGGGAAAAGAACAUGGAUUACACAACGAAGAUCUACGCUGUCAGUAUACGCCAAAUGACUGGCGUGAAACCACACCAACAACAGAAGGAGAUCCUAGUGGACGAGCGGCCUCCAGUGAGCCGUGCCGCACCGUUACCUGACAAACUGGUGAAGAACAACAUCACAAAGAAGAAAACGGUCGAGGAACUCUCUCUGGAUCACGUGUUUGGCUACAGGGGCUUCGAUUGUCGAAACAACCUUCACUACCUCAAUGAUGGAGCUGACAUCAUCUUCCACACAGCCGCCGCUGCUGUUAUUCACAACCUCUCUGCUGGUACUCAAAGCUUUUAUAUGGAGCACACGGAUGACAUCCUCUGUCUGACUGUCAAUCAACAUCCCAAAUAUCUCAACAUCAUCGCCACCGGUCAGAUCGGCGACUUCGCUGAUCUGCCAGGCCUGGCACCGUCCAUUCACGUGUGGGACGCCAUGAGCAAACAGACACUGUCAGUGCUGCGCAGCUCUCACGCUAAAGGGAUCGGAUACAUCAACUUCAGCGCCACGGGAAAACUGCUGCUGUCUGUGGGAGUGGAUCUGGAGCACACCAUCACUGUGUGGAGAUGGCAGGAAGGCUCUAGGGUUUGCAGUAAAGGCGGUCACAGCGACCGGAUCUUCGUGGUGGAGUUCAGGCCGGACUCGGACACUCAGUUUGUGUCGGUGGGGAUCAAACACAUCAAGUUCUGGACGCUGGUGGGAGGCUCUCUGCUCUAUAAGAAGGGAGUGAUCGGAGCGGUGGAGGACGGACGCAUGCAGACCAUGCUCUCUGUAGCCUUUGGAGCCAAUAACCUGACGUUCACGGGGGCCAUAAACGGUGAUGUGUACGUGUGGCGAGAGCAUUUCCUGGUGCGUGUGGUGGCUAAAGCUCAUACAGGACCAGUGUUCACCAUGUACACCACGCUCAGAGACGGACUCAUCGUGACCGGAGGCAAAGAGAGACCGACUAAAGAGGGUGGUGCUGUGAAACUGUGGGAUCAGGAAAUGAAGAGAUGCAGAGCGUUUCAGCUGGAGACAGGACUUCCUGUUGAGACGGUCAGAUCUGUGUGUAGAGGAAAGGGAAAGAUCCUGGUGGGAACGAAGGAUGGCGAGAUCAUCGAGGUGGGAGAGAAGAACGCCGCCUCCAACACCAUGAUAAACGGACACACACAGGGGCGCAUCUGGGGUCUGGCCACACACCCCUCCAAAGACGUCUUCAUUUCGGCCAGCGAUGAUGGAACCAUCCGCCUCUGGGACCUGGCCGAUAAGAAACUCCUGAAUAAAGUGAGUCUGGGUCAUCCGGCGAAGUGCGCAGCGUACAGUCCAAACGGUGAGAUGGUGUCCAUCGGGCUGGAGAACGGAGAGUUCAUCGUGCUGCUGGUGAAUUCACUGAGCGUAUGGGGCAAGAAGAGAGACCGCAGCGUGGCCAUCCAGGACAUACGGUUCAGCUCUGAUAACCGGCUGCUGGCCGUCGGCUCGGUGGAGUGUGCGGUCGAUUUCUACGAUCUGACUCUGGGUCCAUCUCUCAACCGGAUCGGCUACUGCAAAGAUAUUCCUGGAUUUGUGAUCCAGCUGGACUUCUCUGCUGACAGCAAAUACAUCGAGGUCUCUACCGGUUCAUACAAGCGUCAGGUUCAUGAGGUUCCCAGCGGGAAGAUCGUCACAGAACAAGCCCUGAUAGACCGGAUCACCUGGGCGACCUGGACCAGUGUUUUGGGUGACGAGGUGUUGGGCAUCUGGCCACGUAAUGCAGAGAAGGCAGACGUGAACUGCGCCUGUGUUUCUCACGCCGGGCUCAACGUGGUCACCGGAGACGACUUCGGACUCGUGAAGCUCUUCGACUUCCCCUGCUCCGAGAAAUUUGCCAAACACAAGCGAUACUUCGGCCACUCUGCCCAUGUGACCAACAUCCGUUUCUCUUACGACGACAAAUAUGUGAUAAGUGUAGGAGGCAACGACUGUAGUGUGUUCGUUUGGAGAUGCAUCUGAUGGACCUCCACACAGCUCAGACAAAAAAACAUACACUCAUAAGUCAUGCCAAUAUUUCAGAAAUAAUUGUAUUUUAUGUUCGGAUUCUGAAGUGCCUUGGAGACACAGUUUGCAGAUCUUUCCCCCCGAAAUGUUCAUAUGCAUAUAUGGUGCUAAAUGUCCACGUAAAGCUUUAUGCAAUUUCCUUUCUUCUUUAUCUAUCUAUCUUUUUACAUUUUGUACAUAAGUGUCAAAUAUAUCCACUCACUAAAUGCUCUUCCUGUUAAAAAUAUCGAACUAUCCAAAUACAUUGGACUCAGGAGAAACAAGUACUGUAAUGUGUAGAUGUUAUAUUUGACCUGUGCUAUUUUUGUUAAAAUAUGCAUUUUUUAUGUACGUAUUUACGUAUGAUGUAUGCAAAUUAGUCGGUCGUUCUAUGGACAUAUAUGAAAAUAGACAAUGCAAAAAACUGCCUGUCCAAAUAUUAAAGUUAUAUGAAAUGUCCGUAGUAGCAUUGUCUGUUGCGACGUGAGUAGAUUGUGACAGCAGCUGUGUAUUGUGUGCAGAUAUCACGUUAUAUCUGUCAUUUGUAUGUUCAUGUUUUUGUAAUUUGUCUGAUCAGAGCUCAGUCUAAUCGAAAGCUAUAUAAUAACGCAUGAAUCGAAGUCUAUGUGAUUGUUGAUCAUGAAUGGAUUCUGUUGUUUUAUAAUUAAAGAGAACUAUGUGCUCUCAC